AAAAUGGCAACCGCCCAACGGCAACCUCGUCACGUUUGUAUCCUCCCCGCUUCAACGCGUGCCUUUCACACUGUGGUGGCGUCAAGUCACAGGCAAAACUGAAAAUGUACUCAUGCGCUAUCUGCGGAUGGAAGAUUUAUGAUCAAGAGGGGUCCAUUUCAUGGAUGAAUCAGUUUCGUGGCUUGUACUCAUGCCCGGAAGGUAUCUUUUUAACUGGAGUCGGUCUUUGCACCGGCCCGGGCCGCGGACCCUUCAUCGCCCCGUCAGAUCCCAACGCGCGGUUUGAUGACCCCGGCUAUGGCCAUCCCGAUGAAGACGAGUUCGCGGUAAUGAAACGAUGGGAUAUAAACGGCAGGCGUGGCUUCAUCUUUCACGACUCCUGCUGGUCCCUUUUAGAGCAAGCGUUCCAUCCUACGCCAGUUCCCCACGCGAGACUGUUUGGAGUCUGCGACUCACUCCCACUAGGCAUGGGUGGAGAUAGCAUCCACUGGGGUCACGACUAUGGGGGGCUUGCUCUCAUCAGGGAGGAGCAUUUCUUUCCCUGGGAAGGGCGGUUCACAGACCGGGCGUUCCUAAACGGCUGGUCUGACAUCCCCUACACCGCCGAUCCCCUUGCUGUGUCCGAAGUCGACAAGAUUCUGACCGAAAGUCCCCGAGAGCCUUCUGAGAAUCCAUUCUCGUUUACCGCCUCGGCGUCGUCAUCCGGAAAAGACCCAUUUAUCGCGCUUCCUGUAGAGUUGCGCUCAGCCAUCGCGGCGUAUCUACCGACUCCGGACGUUCUGAACGCUCGGCAUGCGUCGAAGUCGUUUUGGUCCGUGUUUCAUAGCCAGCAGUUUUGGGCGUCGCGGUUCAGGGGACGUUUGGAUCGCUCGUGGCUGUUCGAAGUUCGGCAUCAUAGGACCGCUAGCAUGGACUGGCGUCGGCUACACCAUCGCACGACGGAUAGUCACAUCGGACAGGGGCUCCAAAACAGGAAACGAAUCUGGGCCCUCAUUCAACAUCUUGCGGAUAUCUUGGAGCUGAAGUGGAAUGAGUUCUCUUCUGAGCCCCUCCUCGAGGAGACCAGAGUUUGGGUCCUCGCGGCGGGGAGUAUGCCGAGGCAACUAGCCGAGGGCUUCUGCCAUUCCAAGGAGGGUUUAUCGGCAUCGACUAUCCGGGCCGGCAACUGGGAGUAUCUUGCGGGAAUAUCGCUGAGCACUGCCUCUGGGGAAGUCCUACGGCUAGGUUACAACAGCGGUCAAUGGCGUUCUGUGCAGCUUGCCGGGUUGGCAGGCUUCAAUCUGGCAGUUGGAUCAGGCGGUAUCCACGCUCUGCAGUGCAUUGAUGGCCGGAGCGGGAAGCCAUCGGCUUGGCUCGGGUGUCCCAAUGAUGCGCCCAAGACUCAACGGCUCGCGCUAGGGUACCCGAUCACGGCACUGGACGUUGGUUUUGAUGCCUUCAGAAUAGUCAGUAUUGCUGUGGCCCGAAAGACGGAUACGACGCGACCGGAUGGACAAGACACACUAAGGUGCUCCGCGAUAUGGUAUCCUGACGUGCCGCCGCCGGCCCUUGACCUGAAUGAAGACUUCUUCGUAUCAGUUAAAUGGUACGCCUGGGGAUAUAGGCCACUCUUUUGGACUUAUUUUGGGGGUCCCGGUGGGAUCUAUCUCCCGAAUCUUAUCAAAGUCGCAAUCAGCGUCAGCCAUGUCUUAGUGCGUAUCGAUUUUUUCUUCGAUAAAGAGGUGCCGGCCGAAUGCCGGAGAUUUGGCCGCAGUGACGGCCCGGAGGAAAAAGACCCUGUCGAGUUUCAAAUCGACGGCCCGGGCGGCGAGGUCAUUGACAGAGUUGAGCUUUGCCAGCAGUUCCCCGACGAGAGCCCCUUCAAUGUUAUACUAUCCCGCGAAGAAGGGUCAUUGGCAUGGUUCAAGCUGUCCACGAACCGCGGCAGGGCCUGUGAGUUUGGCACGAUAUCCAAAUUGGGGGGUGGGCCCAUGGUGGCAAGGGAGAUUGUGGCCGGUCCCGGAGCGGCAAUCACCGGUCUCUUUGGUGCCCAGUACCGCAAUCUUGCUUGUGGCAUCAACACGUUUGGCGUGGUAACUGAGCCACUUCAAAAGACCUAAGGAUUGGAGGCGACAGAUGGCCGUAGUUUCUGGAUGAGAUCGUGUGUAGAGGGGCGUAAGCCGUAGUUGGUCUGGAGGGGGCUGGUAAACGUCUGAGAGAUGGAUAAUGGGUGGCACUUAUUUUGCAAUAACAAAUGACCGACGUGGUUGUACGAGAAUAUUGUUCGCCUGAGUCCCGAGGUUGACGCGGCUUGAGCCAACCAUAUACUUUGCCACACAUAGGACGUGGGCCUAGAAAGGACAUGAGGC
Messenger RNA from Chaetomium fimeti, 2348 nucleotides. RefSeq lists its product as uncharacterized. The transcript is spliced from 5 exons. Bases 105 to 2099 code for a protein of 664 amino acids. The record is from RefSeq and is a predicted model, not a curated record. Gene Ontology annotation, molecular function: protein binding. Lineage: Eukaryota; Fungi; Ascomycota; Sordariomycetes; Sordariales; Chaetomiaceae.